AUGUCGGGGAACGGCGUGCAGGUGGAGCCGCCGUCCGUCCGCUUCACCGAGGUGCGGGCCGGGCAGGUCCACCGGAAGGCGGUGACGGUGACAAAUGUCGGGAAGAACUCGAAGAAACUCCGACUCCAGCGGCCCACGUCCGAGCUGUUCGGGUUUAAGGUGAACAAUCCGACCACAGCGGUGGCUCCUGGUCUGUCUGUAAGCGGCACACUAGAAUUCACCCCAGAGGGAGAAGAGGAGGUCAAAGAUCACCUGCUGCUUCAUAUAGAUGAACAGGAGACAGUUGUAAUCCCAAUACAAGUGUUCCCUCAGGCCUUUUCUCUACUUAUGGACUCAGUUGUCAAUUUUGGUUCUGUCACUGCCAGCAGUCAGGUGAUCUGCAAACAGCUGCCUUUAACCAAUCAGGGAUCAGCACCAGGAACAUUCCUGGUGCAGUACAGCGGAGACCCCUCAGUCCGGUUGUCACCCUCCAGUGGAACCAUCCCUGGUUGCGCUACACAGUGGUUGACUGUGGAACUGUGCACAAACAGGCCCAGGCGUAUCCAAGAGGAAGCUCUGGUGAAGCCCCAGAAUGGUGCAGCACAGGUUCUGAGUAUCAGGGCUGAGGUGGUCGACCACUGCCUUGAGCUCUACAAUAUCCAAGGGGCCCCUCUCUCCUGUCUUUGGUUCGGGCCUAUCUACUUCGGGACGACCCGUGUAGAGAAUGUGGUACUGAGGAACAACGGGCCCCAGACCUGUGACUGGAUCAGCCUGCUGCAGGACACUGCGGCUGGAACAGAGGUGGGUACAGACCUCCAGAAGAGCACAGAUGCUGCCAUGCUGGCAACAAGGGAGAAGAAGUGCAGUCUUACUGCACAAGACCCAUCCCAGGUCCUACUGUGUCUCCCCAACCAGGGUCAACUUGGACCGUAUGACAAAGUCACCCUGACAAUAUACUUCAGUCCACUCUGCAAGAGACCAUACGAAAAGAGGAGACGGACUUUCUCAGUCAGCAGACAAGACUAUUCCCUCUUCCUGCUGUUUGAGUUGAUCGGUAGCAAACAUGGCUUCACUCACAAGAAAGGUAGCAGCGGUGUGGAACUGGCCGUAACAGGCUCGGGCCUACCUGUGUCUCUGGUGCCCAGUCCUUCUUACAGUUUUAAUUUCCUCAGCUGUACGAGAGGCCAGCGUGUGGAUCUGCUGUGCAUGCUGCAGAACCACUGUCAUCAGCUUCCCGUCAACUUUCACUUCCGGAAGAAGGCCCACUUCUCCACGGAGCCCUCCACAGGCACCAUCAGCCCCGGGCAAUGCCAGGACGUGGUCCUGUCCUUCACUCCCCGUCAGCUGGGGAGUUUCCGGGUGCGUCAGAAGCUAGACAUCCUGGGUGACGUCUCCUGCAGGAGGACCGAUGACGGUGAUGGAGAGCUCUGCCGCUGCAGCUUCCACACCAUCACGCUGUACCUGUCUGCCAUCUGCUGCGCCGAGACUGCACACCCUGAGCCAAAACUUAACCCUGGAAUCACCCCAGCUGUGACCAAUCCAACUGGCUCACAGCCUCAUGUUCGCUCUGGUGAACUGGCCGGCUGCAGUAGUAUGGUCCGUGCCGCAGUCCUCUGUGCAGCCAAAACACAUCUCCACAAACAUGGCAAGCAGAGGAACCAGACCACUGAGGGGGAGGAGCUUGUGGCCUUUCCCAACGAUCGAGCUGCUAGUAUCAGGCCUGCUUCUCCACACACACAGUACAGGACCAUUUUCACAGGUGUGGGCCGUUAUCACUACGUGGACCCUGAUUAUUCCUUCACCAAGGAAGAAGAGGACCAGAGACGGAGACACAGGCAGAUCUACCUGGACUUCAUUGAAACUCUUAGACAAGCACGGCUGCAGAACAAGGAGAGAGACCAGGGGAACGUGGAGGAUGACAUGGAUAUCGGGAUUGUUCCGGCUCAGGGGCUUGUCUCACCUCAGCUCCUUCUCAGCGAGCUGCAGACCAACAACACCCCAGAGAGCAAGUCAUGCUGCCACAGCCAUGGUACCCCACAACCAGCCAAGAACCACUGUUCUCUAGAUAUGAAGUCUGUUGCAGUGCAGACCAGCAAUGGUCAGCUCAGAGAGAUACUGAGUGCAGUUCCCUCCACCAGGCAGGAGGUGGCAGACUGCAGCAGGACCCUGACACCCCAGGAACUCUACAACGUUGCGUUAAGCCCAUUGGUUGUGGACUUUGGCGAGGUGUGCGUGCAGUCGGAGAGUAUCAGGACCCUCGAGCUGGCCAACUGUCUGCCUGUGUGUGUCUGGGUGCAGCUCAAGGUGGACUGCCCCGAGCUGCAGCGUUCUUCACCCCUUUCCCACAUUCUGCUGCCCCUGUCCCACACCACUCUACCCCUUAUGUUUCAGAGCAACCAGCUGGGCAACUUUUCCAGGCCCAUCUCCUACACAGUGAACCAGCAACACCCAGGUCAGGUACUGGUCCAGGCCCAGGUUGUACCUGUGGCUCUGGAACUCUCUACCACCCGGCUGGUCCUCAGUCCCAAUCCCUCUCUGCUGGUCCAGUCUGAAUACAGAAGCUCCAUCACCCUUAGAAACCAGCGUAACCAUGCGGCAGACUUCACAUGGCGGCCGGUGGUCACCGACAGAGGCAUCCUUUUCUCCAUUCGACCGGCCACAGGCACAGUGGAGGCAUACAAGGAGUUGGACUGCGAGGUGGUGUGGCAGCCUUCCUUCUCAUCACCUCUAGAGGGCAUCUUUGACCUCUGUGUCCAUGAGGGCAACACACAGCGCCUGCACUGUAUUGCUAAGGUUGGUUCCACCAGCGUCCAGCUAUCAGAGGGACACCUGAAAUUUGGAUCGGUACCUCUUAACUUACCAUCCAUCAGAACUGUAGUCUUACACAACAUUGGAAAAAACCACGCCUAUUACCAGGUGCUGGAUGUGUGCCCUCUGCCUGGCAUGGUGGUGACUCCAUCUGAGGGGGUUGUGCCAAUGGGAGGGCAGGCUGUGCUGAAGAUCCUUUUCAGUCCUAAUGCUGCCAUCAGGUUUGACACCAGAGUGGAGAUAGCCCUGCGGAAGAUGAAGUCCAUUGAGCUGAGAGUGGGCGGAUCAGUGGUGCCUCCGCAAGUUGACAUCAGUGUGUCAGAUUUUCAGUUCCACGGGGUCCAUGCUGGUUCAAAGCACACAGUUCCAUUCACUCUGGUCAACCGAUCAUCGGCUGCUGCCCAGGUCACCUUUGACCUUACAGAAUACACCGACUUCUCCAUUAGUUUCCCCCAACACCCAGCAGAAGCAAAGCUGGAGCCAAGGGUGAGUAUUGUGGAAUUGCAGGCCCAUCAGACAAUGGACUGCUCCCUGGUUUUCAGCCCCGAUCAGGUGGCUAGCUAUGACUUCCGACUGCCACUGACGGUCAACGGUGUGAGCUGUGACUCUCCUGCACCUCCUCCAUCGCACUCCCUCACUCCAACUACCUCUACUGCGAUCUCUCGGUCCCUUUCAUCCGGCAGCAGCAAAUGUAUCGUUACACCAGAAAGUCAACCUGUCGCUGUGGAGAUGUGGUCACGACGUGUACAGGCAACAGUGCUCUGUGCCCCUGUGGAAAUGUCCCCGCCUAGCCUUCAGUUCCACAUGGAACCGUUGGCACCGCACAUCCAUUCCUGCACUCAGACUGUGGAGCUGAGAGGAGCAUGUGCGGAGAGUGUAAGUUGGGGGAGCAUAUGUGGAAAGAGGGUACACUGGUGGUUUGACUGCAGUGCUGCCAUGCUGCCAGCACAUGGUGGAGGACAGGAGGAACUCCUCACCGUGUCACCAGCAUCAGGGAGUCUGGCACCCGGACAGACUGCCUGUCUGGCUGUCGGCGUGAGACCCGUGGCUGUAAGAUUAGUGUCUGGUAGAGUGACCCGUCUUUCAGUCCCUCUUUACCUUGUGAACGAGGGAUGGGAGGAGAAGGAAAAAGAGGAGGAGCGACACCACCCGUACAGAGAACUGUGCAUCACCAUCGUGCUUCACCUCCCCACCAUCACCCUCAUCCCUCCCCGGGUCCUCCUCACCCCGUUACCCCUGGGAGCUACUGCCACAGCUGCUGUCACCUUGUGGGCCUCAGCAUAUCCCAGUGGGACCAGCAUAUUGGCUGAGGUGGGUGAGGUGGAGCUGGAGGAUGGGAGGAGGAUAGAGCCCCUGUCUGUCAUCUUUCCCCAGGGGAACACCAUUCCUGCUCCAGAAGCCUCUCUUAGCUGCACUGUGUCCUUCUGCUCGGUCGUCCCUGUGUCUCUGCGUUCAACCAUCACCUUCAUCGACCACCUCCACAACAGGUUUCAGGUGGAGGUGUGUGCUGCGGCGGAAAACUGUUUGUUGACCGUCUGGCCCUACAUGGCUCUGCACCAGUCCAAUCAGCAGAUAGUCCUCAAGAAUUGUAAUACAACCGUGGAGGCGGUCCUUCAAUGCUGUCACUCACCAAGUCCUGUUUCUGGCCUCACCUCUUCUUCCUCCUCUUCCUUUGUUCACCUCACAUCCCUAAGCAAGAACUCUGCCUCUGACUCCUUUCCAGACAGUAACAUUGAGUGUGAAAGCGGCCGUGCCAGUGGCAAUAAGGGGAUGUGUCCUGACAAAGACCUUCUGCCCAACCAGGGUAUCCCAAUAAUUCCUGCUGCUGAGUUGGAGGAGGGGCUUUACUAUCAAAAUGUUUCAUUGGCUGCCCAGAGGUGGUUCACCUUCUUUGGCUGGCCAAAUGGACCACAUCCCAUCUCAGUGCCGCACACAGUCAGAAGGGUCGUGUCAAAGAUUCAGACGGAGGAUUCUAGUGGGCGGAGUUACCGUGUCAGCCAGAAUAAAGACUCUAGGUCAGUGGUAGACAUGCUUCAUCACUUGACUGGCACACAGCUUCCUGGUAUUCCUUGCUGCCAGUCUUUCUCCAAGCACAUAGACCGGCGCACCAACCAGCUGCUCGAACAAUACCAGGCCAUGCUUGCCUUCCUAAGGGUCCAGGGAGCCAGUUUGUCUCACAUCAGACCAGAGUAUCUAUUAGAUGCACAGGAGUUCAGCCAUUGGUGCUCUGUACAGGUCACAGAGCAAGGGAUUGGCAUGGACUACAGCAAAGUUGACUAUGAAUCCAUGAGUGAACGAUCUUGGACAGAUGUGCUACUGCAAAUAUACAAGGUGUUGGUAUUGCGUCGUGUGCUGGGAGUCAGUGCUGUGAGUGCGACCUGGGGGCACAAGGUUGUGGAUCAGAGCCUUCCCAUCAGCUCCGAGCCGCUGUCCAGCAACAUCUACUCUGAGUGGGAACUCCACCUGCUCUCCUGGCUUAACACACACUACCAGAGCAUGAGGAACACUGUGUGGGGUACAGGUGAGGUCCCUUCAGCCCGCUGGAUAGUGAACUUUGAUCUGGACCUGACAGAUGGACUCGUGCUAGCAGCUCUGGUGGCUGCUUACUGCCCUUAUCUGAUCAACAGCCAUUUCAGGAGGAUGUACACCAGAACCACCAGCCUGGAACAGAUCCUCCACAACAACAUCGUUCUGGUCCAGACCUUAACCAUGCUCUCUCUCAACAUAGACAUAAAGCCCACAGACUUGUCAGAUCCUAACCCAGUGCAGAUGUUAAUGCUGUGCGUCCAUCUGUAUGAGAGUCUGCCUCAGUACCUCCCACGGUGUGCCAUCACGCUGUCAGGAGGCCUGCACAGCACCUUCAGCAAGCAGGUGCAUCUGAAAAGCCCAUCCUCUAAACCUCUCCAAUACCAGGCCUUCAUCUUUGGGGAGAAAGCCAACCUCUUCUCUCUCCCCAGUGGAUCUGCUGUCACCAUCCGUCCAAAGGCUAGCACAGAACUAGAAGUCCAGUACAACUGCUCUUCCCUGCAGCCCACUGAGGCUGUCCUUCUGCUUACCACCAGCUUUGCAACCAACCCCCGCGGCGCCACUCUUGCAUUCACCCUAAAGACCCACGUCACUCACAUCACCCUUACAAAAAUGGUCAUGUGCAAGUCUCCAUGCUACCAAAUGAAAUUGAUCCAUCUACUAGUAACUAACCCUUUCAACACAAAAGCUGAGUUCAGGGUGGUGCUGGUGGAGUCUAGGUCCAACCCCUUGAAUCCUGAGAAGAGACAGCACAAAGUCAUUGAACAGGCAUCCUUGAAAACAAGUCCUCCAACAGGGAAGAUGGGUUCUGGUGUCAGGGAAGAGAUGGAAGUGAUGGACAAAGAUGGCUGCAAUGAGCCCACUGAGUUCUUCUGCCUGGUGAAAAGUGUUUGUCUGAAGCCAGGCCAGACGGACACAAUAGACCUCCACUACCUGCCCUUCCACCUGGGAGACAUGCACUGCUCUGUGUUGCUGGUGUGCCCAGAGGUGGGGGAUAUAGUUUACUUAGUGAGGGCCACAGCAGAGCUGCCCCUCCCGUCUCCUCUCACAGCCAGGCCCAGUGCUAACAUAGCCCCGCCUGCUAAUACAUCUGGCUCAGUGUGUGAUUCUGUGCUGAGCUUGCGAUGCAAGGUGGGCCAGCGGUGUGAGGAGGUGGUGCGUGUGCCUCUGAUCAAUGUGGCGCUAGAGCGUGCCCUGGCCGCUUGGGGCCGGAGCACCAUGAGUCCUGAGGAACAAAGGAGACGGAUGCUUACGCACACACUGGACAGCAGUACCGUGAGGGCGGCUGUGGCAGUGCAGCGGCUCGUCAAACACCAGGUGCGCGCACACACACACACACACACUCUACAGGUACUAGAGUACAAUAUAGAGGUUUCUAUUCCGGAACACUUCGUUUUACCUCACACAGUUAUCCUACCUAUCAGAGGAGACAGCAACAUACCACAAGAUAACCCCACUGACUCAGAGUGUGUGGAAAUCCCUUUGCGGUUCCAGGCAAACUCAGUGGGUCAGUUCAGAUGUCAGUUGGUCCUGAGGUCCUGGCGCGAUAUCAGAGUCUAUCUGCUGGAGGCAAUGGUCACCCCACAGGGAGACCAUACUCACUUGGAUUUUAAUGUGCCGGCUCACCAGACAGUCACUCAAGACAUUCCACUUGUGAGUAGCAGUGGGGAAUUCUACGGCCCUGAGGCUCUCUGUGUACGAGUGGGAUUGAAGGCCUCUUACCCCCUCAGCUUCCAACCCUCCACACAGUUUUUGGUCAUAGGCAAACUGUCCCUGGUGAAUGACUGUGAUGGUACUGAGCACACAUUUACCCUCAAAGGAGUGGGAGUGUGCCCUCUGCCACAGGACCAUGUGAUACUACGCUGCCCUGUAGGGCAGGUCACACAUGCACAGCUCCAAGUCCCCAACUGCAGCCAGAAAAUACUCACCCUACAGGCAGUGACAGAUCUGUCUAUUGUCAGUGGACCUCCCUCUCUAGUCGUCAAAGUUGGCCAAAAGGCUCCGUAUACCCUCGCCAUUUCACCAUGGAAACGGGGAAAACACACAGGCAAUGUGUCAUUUGUAGCUAUUGAUGUGGACCAAGAGUCUGAGAGAAAUGGAGAGGGUGUGUUCAGGCCCUACGAAGUGUAUUUCUCUCUAGAAUUAAUCUGUGAACCAGCACCCCCAUUCAAAGUCAUAGACAUACAGUGCGCCGUUCAGAGCUCAGUCGCCAUAGAGAUACCUGUCAGCAACCCACAUAGGGAGCUGCUGAUGCUGGAAGUUUGUCUGGAAGGAGAGGACCUUAGUGGGGCCAACCUCAUCUCAGUUCCGUCACAUGGGACUCUUGUCUACAAGGUCACCUUCUCCCCUGUCAGAGUAGGCAGGAGGAUGGGAGGUUUGGUGUUCCAGUCAAAGCUGGUUGGGGAGUUCUGGUACCAGUUGCAACUCUAUGCUGUUCCUCCUCCAACCACCACAUUGCCACAGGUCAACUGUCAGCUGGGCAAAUGGACCACACAGACCAUUCCUCUGGUCAACCCCACGGCAGAGACCCUGGAAUUGGCUGUGGCCAACAGUAACCCUAGAAACUUCACACUAGAGAUGGACAUGGGAGACACUGUCAUAGUGGCUCCACAUUCCACCACCCGGCUUGGAGUCCAGUUUAGGCCUUCAUCUCUUGGAGAGGGAAAUCACACAGCACAGAUCAGCUUCACCUGUCCUCAGUUGAAGGAAUGGUGUUUCUUGUUAAGUGGGUUUGGCCUGAAGCCAGAGAGCGAGGAGCCAAUGAGCAUCUCAUCUGUGAUUGGUUCCCAUGCUUCUGUCAUUGUUCCCUUCAUAAACCCCACCGAAUACCCAGGCCUGCUCAGCAUCACACUCACAGAUGAGAACCCAAGUGGGGCCUCCAGCAGGCAACCAAUCAUGAAAGACAAGCAGUUGUUCCGGAUCCCUCUUGAACACACACAAGGUGUGCUGGUUGGUCCAGGGGCCGGUUUUGACGUGCCUGUGGUGUUUGUCCCCGACUCUAUGGAGCCACAGCAGGCUUGGCUCUGCAUCACUCAGGAGCCCGUCAGCAGCACGGCCGGUAACACAACGUCCAGUAAACACAUGACCAACAUGAGGCCAGCUAAAGAGAGAGACCAGGAUUUGUCUCUCAUCCGUUGGGUUUAUCCCCUCCAUGGGAAUCCCAAGGAGGAACCCACUGAGCCUCAAGGUGAUGAGGGCAUCCACAUAUCAGCUGUUGGGUUGAAGAAAACCUCCAUUAUUGGCUUGCGUCUGACCAGCACUACCCCAGAACACACAGCAAGAGAGACAAAGCAAGACUACAGGGCCAGGUACCAAAUACACAAACAUAAAAUGCAAAUAACGAUAAAAACCCAUAGGCACUUCAGGUGUCUACAUCCAUCUUGGACCUAUGAGGUGAGAGGAAAGACCCUUCCGUUCUCCCCGCUGGUCUCCAUCAGGUCAUCCGCUGACAGCUCUCCAGCUCAGCUCUGUCCAGCCAGUCAACACAACUUUGUGGCCUGUAACCUUCGACUUCCUGCUGUGGCAAACUCAUCACCUCUCAAAAUUCACAAAUAA
This is a messenger RNA of Lampris incognitus (smalleye Pacific opah), 8868 nucleotides long. RefSeq names its product cilia and flagella-associated protein 47-like. Lineage: Eukaryota; Metazoa; Chordata; Actinopteri; Lampriformes; Lampridae. The transcript has 64 exons. Gene Ontology annotation, molecular function: protein binding. The record is from RefSeq and is a predicted model, not a curated record. The coding region runs from base 1 to 8868 and encodes 2955 amino acids.